Aspergillus ibericus CBS 121593 is the source of this 1537-nucleotide messenger RNA. RefSeq lists its product as uncharacterized. Lineage: Eukaryota; Fungi; Ascomycota; Eurotiomycetes; Eurotiales; Aspergillaceae. The transcript is spliced from 4 exons. Gene Ontology annotation, biological process: transcription initiation at RNA polymerase III promoter. The record is from RefSeq and is a predicted model, not a curated record. Gene Ontology annotation, cellular component: RNA polymerase III complex. Bases 1 to 1329 code for a protein of 442 amino acids.
AUGAAUCCCGAUGCGCUCUACAUCGCUCUUUUCAUCCGUGAUGAUCCACCAAAGCCGAAUGACUACCACUGGGCUCUCUACUACCAUCACCGUAAUGGCGGCACCAAAUACCACAUCCGCAACGAAGGCAACGGCUGGAUGGCCGCUCACGGCCCGGAAUCAGCCCCCGGCAUCCUUAAGACCUUCCUCCUCGUCGGACUGUUUCAAAUCGCCCAAGUCCCAUCCACUGCACUAGCACAGGAGACCCUAGACCGCGUAUUCCGAAGCUACGAUGAUAAGCUGAACGGCGAUGAGAAGUUUACUUGUCGGACCUGGGUACUUCACGUGCUGAGGGAUCUACAACGGGAACUAGGGAUCCUACACGGUAUCAACUUGGAAAUGUUAGAGAAAGAGAUCCUAGAAUGGGGAAAUCACUACAGAUUUGACGCAAGCCGGAAUGUGCAGCCGAGACCUUCGAAUCCUUAUCUUGAGCGCCAGGAGGGGGACUACCUCACCGCUCUCAUGUAUAUAACCGGCAGAAUCAAGCCACAUCUUUCUCCGCCCCGCAUUCCAUCGCUUUUUUUCCGCGUCGCAUUAUCCACCCCUCCUAUAUCCAUCGAUCUAUACAAUCAGACCGUCACAAUGAGGAUUGUCGAUCCCCAAUCCGCCGUCCUCACCAACAUCGAGGUCCUAGCCUAUGUAACGGCCAAUCCCCCCCGGCGACCCCCGAACCCGCCGCCGAACUCAAGACACUGGGUUCCGAGUCCGGAUUUGCGAGAUCACAAUACGGUCAUUAAGGAGAUCCACAACUACGCCACCCGUCUCUCGCCCCAUAUCCUCAACUACCCAAAAUACACACACCUAUCUCCCUCACAAAUACAAGCUCAAGCACAAACACAACAGUCCACAUCCACAACUAUUCCGCCUGCCCAGCUUAACGCCCCCACACCACUAGAUCAUGCCCUUCGCGAGCUCGUCACCAGGUUACAGCCCUACGGGCUCACGAAGGGUGAGGUGCUGAUGAUUGUGAACCUGGGCGUGGGACUGAUCACGCCCACGGCGGACGGGGACAAUGAAGCGGGUGAGGGAGAAGAGGGGGAGAGUAUGGAACAGGACAAUGGGGAGGAGACGAAUGGGAUGGAUGUGGAUGGGGCGGAGGCGUGUGAGGAACAAGGGGAAGGGGAAAUAGCAGAGGAGGAUUACGGUGCGCUGGCGCUGAUGGAUACGGUUAUUGAGGAGCGGGAGGAGCGGUUGAGCAAUGAGGAUGUCGCGAAUAUUUUGGCGAUUAUUCGGGAGACGUUGGGGUCGAAGAGCCUAUCGCAGGGAGAGGGUAUGGAUGAGGAGGGAUAGAGUACUCGCGUUAAUCAUUAUACCACGCUUUGUUUAUGCUGCAUGUCAUAGCCAAUUGUUGCACGUUCUAUCUAUCUAUACAACCUGGUAUAUGAUGGGGUAUCCAGCAGACACUCCUGAAAUCCCAGCGGGGAGAAUAUCAUACAAGGGAACAGCCUCUAUGCCCCCCACUGCCAUGAAACCGGCAAAGCAGGAAGGGCAGGCGAAG